Molecule: messenger RNA, 631 nt
Organism: Diachasma alloeum
Lineage: Eukaryota; Metazoa; Arthropoda; Insecta; Hymenoptera; Braconidae
Gene: mRpL14
Product: 39S ribosomal protein L14, mitochondrial
Exons: 3
Coding region: 165-599 (144 amino acids)
Biological process (GO): translation
Cellular component (GO): ribosome; mitochondrion
Molecular function (GO): structural constituent of ribosome
Source: RefSeq, a predicted model, not a curated record
AAGAUAGGGAGGGAGAGUUUGGAGAUGUCGAUAAUAUAUCGACGAAACUAGUGUAUAUUUUCGUGUUGUGAAUAGUGGUGUAUGCAUAACCUUUGAUGAAUUUUUCUUAUUAUCAUCGAUAAAAUAAAGCAGCUGAGAAUAUAAAUGAAAGCAUUCUCAUCAACAUGAGCCUGAAAGGAUUAUUAUUGUGUCGUGCCUUCCACACGACCACAAUUCAGAACGAAAUAAGAAAAUUAUCUCGAUUAAGAGUAGUCGACAACAGCGAAAUUGGAAAGCAAGCUAUGAUGGAAGGAAAGCCACCAAAAUGUAUCCAUAUUUAUAAUAAAAAAGGAGUUGGUUACAUUGGGGAUCGAGUUUUAGUUGCCAUAAAAGGUGAGAAGAAGAAAGGAAUUCUCGUGGGUCUGAAGCAGAAGCAGACUACAAAAGUCCCCAGGUUCGACUCCAACAACAUCGUUCUGAUAGAUGACAGUGGAACUCCCCUUGGUACUAGGAUUCACGUGCCCAUUCCCCACAUACUGAGAACAAUUUUGAAGGAGAAAACGCAUUCGAAGGGUGCGGAUUACACGAAAUUAAUUGCAAUAGCCUCACGAUUUGUAUAGAAUUAAUAAAUCCAUGUUAAGAGUAAUCGUAA